This is a messenger RNA of Zingiber officinale, 3373 nucleotides long. Its product is annotated as receptor-like protein kinase HERK 1. The record is from RefSeq and is a predicted model, not a curated record. Gene Ontology annotation, molecular function: ATP binding; transmembrane receptor protein tyrosine kinase activity. The transcript has a single exon. Gene Ontology annotation, cellular component: plasma membrane; plasmodesma. NCBI's taxonomy places the organism in Eukaryota, Viridiplantae, Streptophyta, Magnoliopsida, Zingiberales, Zingiberaceae. Gene Ontology annotation, biological process: protein autophosphorylation. The coding region runs from base 722 to 3208 and encodes 828 amino acids.
GUUCCAUGUUCACCAGCGGAGCUUCAACGUGAGCUCAAUUAAUGGCCGGAGUUGGUGCAUUGGAAAGCUGUCAUCUUUGACAAUGAUAGUAUAGUGAUGAACAACUUCACCACCUCCUCUUAAUCUAUUUCUUCAAACGUCAGAUUCUGCAGUUUACUUCAAUUAAUCGCUCCUUUGUCGUCAGCUGCUGAGUCCAUCGUACCAGGCAGCAGUUUUGUUGAGCCAUUUGCUUUAUACCCGUUGAAUAAACUGCUAUAGUCUUCGCUUGUUUUCUCUCCUCGAGACAUUUCCGAGGCCCAUCGCAAGCGGUGCAAGGAGCGCAGCGAUCAGAGUUGGGAUCCUUUGUUGCAGAUUUUCCGGUGAUCUUGAUGAGGUCCAAAGGUGCCGCCUUUCCUCUUUUUCCCCUGUCAAAAUCCCUCUUUUCGUGCUUCUCUUAAUUAAUUUUCAUGUUGCUGGGAGUUGUUCCGUGUUUCUGGUCUCAGAUUAGGGUGGGUUUCCACUGUUUCUUCGCUUGCGGCGGCGAUUUAGGGUUCCUCUACUCCUGGCGUCGGUUUCUUUGUCUUCUUCCUUGUAGAUCCUAGUCCAAGAUCAGUUUUUUCUCCCCUUUUUUCUGUGUACAUCCCCGCAGACCAAUGACAUUUGAAGAUAGAUAGAUGAUGGCGUAUUAGAGUUUCCUUGUUGACAGAUUCCACCUUUGUUAGCUUUAUCUCUGCUAAUAGCCAUGAAAGGGAUUGGAGUGAGUUGCGUCAUCUUUCUGCUUAUUUCAAUCAAAUGCAUCCAUUGCGCAUUUACUCCCGCAGAUAACUACCUGAUCGACUGCGGUUCCUCGACCAAUACAACCAUCAACAAUCGAGUUUUCGUCGCCGAUGUUUCCCUUUCUUCAACCUUGACUCCCUCCUCAAACAACCUGGUGACCACCUCCAGCUCGGUGCCUGCCUCCUCCUAUGGCGCCGCCCUGUAUCAAAAUGCCCGGGUCUUCACAGUGACCUCCUCCUACUCCUUCCAAAUCAAUGCCCAUGGCCGACACUUUAUUCGCCUGUACUUCUUCCCGUCCAUUUACGGAAACUUCAAUCUCACUUCCACAACCUUCAUUGUGUCUACCCAAGAUGCUCUCCUCCUCGACCACUUCCAUCCGCAGGCGAAUUCUGCAGUGGUCGAGGAGUUCUUGGUGAGCAUAACUAGCGAUGCGCUUAUCCUUACUUUCGUGCCGACAGGAAACAAUUCCAUUGCCUUUGUGAAUGCCAUAGAAGUUGUAUCUGCUCCUGAUACCUUAAUUGCAGAUACCGCUACCAUUGUCAAUCCUCCAGGUACGUACCGGGGUUUGUCGGACCAGUUGUUAGAGAAAAUUUACAGGGUCAACAUGGGCGGGCCGCAGGUUUCCCCAAACACUGAUACUCUGUGGAGAAAUUGGGACACUGAUCAGAAGUUUCUGCUCAACAGCGCGCUUUCGCGAUCGGUUAACUUCACAGGAAAAAUCAGUUAUAUGGAUGGAACCACUGAAGAGACUGCUCCUGAUAUAGUGUAUUCGACAGCAACCGAAUUGGCCGCCUCCAAUACUUCAAAUGCUCUAUUCAAUGUGACAUGGCAGUUCGAUGUGGAAGCUAGCUCGGCCUACCUGAUAAGGUUUCAUUUCUGUGAUAUUGUCAGUUUGGCUGCUGGGAACCUCUAUUUUAAUGUUUAUGUCAAUUCCUGGGCCGUAGCUAGUAAUCUCGAUCUCAGUAGCAAGACGUUUGGGCAGUUAGCAACUGCCGUUUAUAUGGAUUAUGUUUUGGAGGCUAAUGAUGCAUCAGAGAAGCUCGGCAUUAGCAUUGGUCCUUCAGUUGUUAAUGGUGUUUUGCCGGACGGCAUACUCAAUGGCCUCGAGAUCAUGAAGAUCAAUGGCUCUGGUGGUUCUCCAGUUACAUCAUCAGCUGGUUCGAAGAAGAAUCUCGUCAUCAUAUUGGCUCCGAUAUUUGGAGUAAUUGCUGUAGCUAUUGUUGCUGUUGCUCUUUGCUUAGCCGUUAGAAAGAGGAAGCUUACUACAAAACAGUAUUCAAAAUCUUGGGUGCCUUUCUCCAUCAAUGGCUUCACAUCUCAUAGCACAGGAAGUCGGACUUCCAACGGAACUGCUUUUACACUCGGUCUGAAUGGAAACUUCGGUUAUCGUCUGUCAUUCGCCAUCCUGCAAGAAGCAACCAACAACUUCGACGAGAAUUGGGUGAUUGGUGUUGGAGGUUUCGGGAAGGUCUACAAAGGAGAGCUGAGAGAUGACACAAAAGUGGCAGUGAAGAGGGGAAAUCCGAAAUCUCAGCAGGGCAUCAAUGAGUUCCAUACUGAGAUUGAGUUGUUGUCGCGGCUGCGCCAUCGUCAUCUUGUUUCUCUUAUCGGAUACUGCGACGAGAAGAACGAGAUGAUUCUUGUGUAUGAAUACAUGGAAAAGGGCACUCUUAAGAGCCAUCUCUAUGGCUCAGACAUGCCUUCUCUUAACUGGCAGCAAAGAUUGGAAAUUUGCAUUGGAGCAGCUAGAGGAUUGCACUAUCUUCAUACUGGGCAAGCCAAAGCCAUCAUCCAUCGCGACGUUAAAUCCGCAAAUAUUCUACUCGACGAGACUCUCUUGGCAAAGGUGGCCGACUUUGGCCUAUCGAAGACGGGACCGGAGCUGGAUCAGACCCAUGUUAGUACUGCAGUAAAAGGAAGUUUCGGAUAUCUCGACCCCGAGUAUUUCCGGAGGCAACAGCUGACUGAGAAAUCCGAUGUGUAUUCAUUCGGAGUUGUUUUACUAGAAGUGUUGUGCGCGAGACCGGUCAUCGAUCCGACACUACCGAGAGAGAUGGUGAACUUGGCAGAAUGGGGAAUGAAGUGGCAAAAGAGGGGAGAGCUGGAGCACAUUGUGGAUGCUCGGAUCGCCGGAUCAAUUAGGCCUGAAUCGUUGAAGAAGUUUGGGGAAACCAUCGAGAAAUGCCUAGCGGAUUCAGGCAUCGAGCGCCCCUCCAUGGGAGAUGUCCUCUGGAACUUGGAGUAUGCCCUACAACUUCAAGAUGCAGACGCUGGUGGUAUCUCUGAAAUCAACAGCAUCAAUAGGAUCACUGAGCUUUCGCCGCAACUCCAAAACAUCAAUGCCUUCGAGAGUGCACCGGCAGGGGAAGCUGCAACCGCGCUGCUCAAUGAUCUUUCAGACGUUUCCAUGAGCAAAGUUUUCUCGCAGUUGAUCAAGUCCGAGGGACGGUGAUUCGAUCGAUCUUAGUUUGAUGUUAGUGAUUGCAUUAGGGUUCUUUUUGCUGUCUUGGUUGAUGUUCUAUUUACGUAAGCAAACUCAUCUUUGUAGCUGUAAUUAUACACUGUUCUCCAUCAUUUUCAAGCUUGAGUGACAUCUCCAUCGACAAUUCUUUCUUUA